AUGGAAUGUUCAAAAAAGCGACCAAGAAAUUUUGAUAAGGAUUAUGAAACCUCUAUUUCUAGCAGUGUUGGAAAAUCUAUUAUAACUACAACAUCAACAUUAACAUCAAAGAAAAGUGAGAAAUAUGUUACUCAAUCUAAGAAGAAUUCGGAGGGUGGUCGUGCAAGGGAGAGGUCUACACUUGUUUCUUGGUUGAUAAGGAAUCGAGUUUUAUCUCCGGGGACUAAAGUGACUUGUCGUGGAAGAAAUAAUAUUGUCAAGAGAGGGCGUUUAUCUUAUGACGGUAUAGUUUGCGAUUGUUGUAAUGUUAUUUUUCCUAUCACUAAAUUUGAGGCUCAUGCGGAUUGUACAAGACAUAGACCAUCCACUAGUAUUUUGUUGGACGAUGGAAGAUCGUUGUUAAAAUGUCAAAAGGAUGCUUUGAGUUUGCGUGAUCAGCGUGAUCAAAAUAAAAAUCAUUUUGUUGUCGAAGAGAAUGUUGAAGCAAAUAACGAUAGUGUUUGUUUAGUUUGUGGUCUUGGAGGUGAUAUAAUUCUAUGUGAUCGAUGUCCUUCUUCAUUUCACAUUAGUUGUUUAGGACUCGAUCAUGUUCCUGAGGAUGAUUGGUUUUGUUCAACCUGUUGUUGCAAAGUAUGUCGCCGACCCAAAUGCAAACAAGAGUGUAAAGAUCACAUGGAUAAUAAUGUUCUUGUUUGUGCUCAAUGUGCGCAAAGGUAUCACUUUGGAUGUUUAAAGUUUAUAGACUUUGGAUUAUGGUAUGUGGAGAGUAAUAAGAAAAAGAAGGAUUGGUUUUGCAGUUUAGUUUGUGGAAACAUAUUCUUAGACCUGAUGAAGUUGUUAGGGAAACCAAUUGAGGUUGCAGAUAACAUAACUUGGACAUUAGUGAAAAAUGUGAGUAGUGAUAUAGAUGAUGAUAAUGGAGAUAUUGGUGGAGGUUUUACUUCUAAUAAGUUGAUUGCGGCCCUUAGUUUAUUGUAUGAAAGUUUUAAUCCAACUAUCGAUGUUUUAUCAGGAAGAGACUUGAUUAAAGAUUUGAUAUUUAGCAGAGAAUCAAAAAACAAUCGCUUGAAUUUUUCUGGGUUCUUUACUGUCAUUUUAGAGAUAAAUUGCGAGGUGAUUACGGUGGCAACUAUAAGGAUUUAUGGGCAAAAUGUUGCGGAGAUAGUUUUCGUGGCCACCAAAGAACAAUAUCGAGGACGAGGAAUGUGUCGAUUGUUACUGAAUGAGCUCGAGAAACAAUUGAUUGUCUUAGGUGUUGGGAGCUUGAUUCUGCACUCCUCUGAGGAUGCAAUAAAUACUUGGACAAAAUCGUUUGGUUUUGUUAGAAUAACUCCUAGAGAGAAGCGUCAGUUUAUUGAUUACACUUUUUUAGAAUUUGAGAACACUAUCAUGUGUCUUAAAUCUUUGAAAUGA
Molecule: messenger RNA, 1413 nt
Organism: Vicia villosa (hairy vetch)
Lineage: Eukaryota; Viridiplantae; Streptophyta; Magnoliopsida; Fabales; Fabaceae
Product: increased DNA methylation 1-like
Exons: 1
Coding region: 1-1413 (470 amino acids)
Biological process (GO): negative regulation of DNA-templated transcription
Molecular function (GO): transcription corepressor activity; acyltransferase activity, transferring groups other than amino-acyl groups
Source: RefSeq, a predicted model, not a curated record